Molecule: messenger RNA, 4752 nt
Organism: Dreissena polymorpha
Lineage: Eukaryota; Metazoa; Mollusca; Bivalvia; Myida; Dreissenidae
Product: synaptotagmin-15-like
Exons: 8
Coding region: 832-2187 (451 amino acids)
Biological process (GO): regulation of calcium ion-dependent exocytosis; regulation of dopamine secretion; calcium-ion regulated exocytosis
Molecular function (GO): clathrin binding; calcium-dependent phospholipid binding; calcium ion binding
Source: RefSeq, a predicted model, not a curated record
AUACUGACACAAGUUUAACUAAAAAGUACAGCAUAACACAAACACUGGUAUUUACAAUUUUAGUUGAAGCGUUAACAGACAAAUACACAAGAGUACCUUAGUGUGACAUAGUGUCAAAAUAAAGGAAAGUAAAGCUGCAAUAAAGUCAUUGGUAAUUUAGAUAAUUUAAUGUUUAAGAGUUUUAUUUAGGUUAAGUGUUAAACUGAAGCCUGGUUGAUGGAUUGGUUUAUAAUAGUUCAAUGAUCUUCACAAAUAUUUCGAAAUACGUAGGCAGUUAAUACACAUGCACUUGAUAUCGGAACGAGUGAUAUCUUAUGUCCAUCACUAUUUCGAGGCCAAAUGCCUACUUAGGAUCACAAAACACAAUCUUAGUCUGACAUAUUUGGCAAACGAAGAACGAUAAAAAAAUAGCAAAGUAUUCACACAGGGAAAAUGUUAUAGUAGAAACAAAACAAUAAUUACAAGAAUUUUCUUAGUCGACGUAAGUUUAGUUGGCUAAAUUUUGACACACAUGGGACGCCAUACACGAACGGUACGCAACCGCUCUUAUCACAUCAAUUAAGAAGUCGAUAAAGUAGUUCUUAAUAAUGUCAUAACAAAUUGACAUAACCACGUGAUCAACUACGUGGAUGGGAUUAACAUGCUUUGUUACCGCGAUGUUCGCUGUGGAUCUACGCACGUGAACAGUGGUAUUUGCAAUUGAUAAGAUAAACAAAAUAAUGAUAUUAAUGGAUUUCGAAAGUGGGUCUAUGGAUGUGGUGUAUAGUUAAACUGAAGACCAUGAUAUUAGACGGAUAAAAUAAAUAAAACAUUUUCUUCUGCAAUGGGAGAAUGCGUCUUGAAAAUACAAAUGCAAAAAAUGAGAAUUCAACAAGUGUAAGUACCAACUCUCGAUCCCUCGGCGAUGGUUUAACAGGCAACAUGACAUUGGUGGUUGGCGUCGCAACGGUGGUAGCCAUCUUUAUGAUCCUGCUGGUCUGCCUCCUCGUGAUGCUUAUUAAGGGCAAAAAGAAAGACAAGCGUCUGCAGGAUAUGUUCCGCCUCGAGUUACCCACGGACCCGUCUACCGUCAAGUCGGCACCGAUAUCCCGAAAUCCGUCUCCAAAGAGGGAGAAGCGCCUCUCCUGUCCGUCCGAAUAUGGUGCGAUCACCAACGCCAUGUCGGGCCGCCGCACUUCCACGUUCGACAGUCUCCCAGGUUACGAGGCCGAGCACGUGCAGCCGCCGAUGUGUGACGUUACUGGAAAGCCUCACUUUCAGUACCAGACCUAUUUUUAUGGGUCGCACCCUCAGCUGGCAGUGCGGGACGCUUCAACGGCGUCCUCCAGCCAGAGUAUCACGCCUCCCCCGGUUCCCAGCCUGCACGGCCGGGUAUGGUUCACGGCUCUGCACGACCAGGCCGCCAACCGCCUCAUUGUCACUCUCAUUAAAGUCAAGGAGCUCCGGGGUCGGGCGGAAGAGGAACCCUCUCGGGAUCCGUUCGUGCGCGUGUUCCUGCUGCCAGAGGAGCAGACGUAUCACACAACCAGAAUACAUAAGAAGACGCUAAACCCCAUCUUCAACGAGACGUUUGCAUUUAACGUGGAUACGCAUAGUCUGGUCGCUCGUAGCUUACGUUUCUCAGUGUAUGACGUAGAUAGACGACGCAUACGUCAUACUCUUGGUCACGUUGUCGUAUCUCUGGAAGAUAUUGAUCUCAAGUCGUCUGCAAUCGUGUGUCGUGAUCUCGAACCAGGGAUGCUUGCAGCGCCCUCUAUCGGAGAGGUAUGUUUAGCGCUUACGUAUCUUCCCAACUUGGAAAGAAUGAAACUGGUUGUCCUCCAGGCGCGAAAUACACGGCUUUCUUCCGACCCGGAAGCAGGAUUUUUCAUCCGCAUCCACGUGCACUACGGCAAAAAGCUGCUUAAGAUCAAACAGACGCUUGUCCAGGGCGUUGGACCGGAAGUCCACUUCAACGAGUCAUUCUCGUUCUGUACAUCAAACAAAAGUAUUGACAAUUUCAACUUCGUAUUGACUUUAUUUCAAACUGCGCAUGCGUCAAAGGAACCGGAAAUUGAGAUCGGUCACGUGACACUCGGCUCUUUCAUGUACGCGCGCGGAGAUGGACUCCUGCAUUGGCAGGAAAUGACGUCUAAGACGAGACAAUUGAUUACAAGAUGGCAUCAAAUGAAUGGACCAUCGUGCUGAGUUGACCCAGUCUCAAACAUAUAAAUACGUUACAGAUUGGAAACGUUAAUGUUCAUUGAAAUAUGCUUGUACUUUUUGAUUCGCUCAUGAAUGUUUCUGCCAUAUGCAACGUAUGAUUCGAAUCUCAUCCAAACAUACUGAUUUGCAUCAUCAUUGUGAUUUGCAAUAUUGCUUGCUUGUAAAUAAGGCGUUUAACUGAGAAACAGUCCCUAAAAUAUGAUAGUUGUGUCCGCCUAAAGUGGAUUACAUGAAAGUAAUCGGUUUUGCUUUUAACCUAACACAUACGACGUUUUAUGCCAAUAAUUUUCUUUAGACUUUAACGGUGAAAUGCGAUUCUACUCUUCAUACACAUAGGAGAAAUGUGAUUUGUGGAAAUAUAAUCCACUUAGCUUUAAGCCACAUGAGGCCAAGUGGCCAUGACAUCGAGUCGCAUUGAAAUGCUGACACAGAACCUUAAUCAUACCACUGAUCCGGGAUGGCGAGCACAGCUGGCAGUGCACAUGUAUAUUCUUUGGACGUGCCACAAUAACACAUGUGUGCAAGAAAUCAUUCUACAUAGCGCUCGCUCCUUGUAUUGACCAAAUAGAAUUUCUGUCAAUGUACAUUUAUUACUGCGCCGUGUUUCGCGUGACAGCUUGGUAGAUAAUAUCGUUAUCAAUCAACUGAGGAUUUUGUAUAAUGAUCUUUUUAUUCUAUGGUAAACAUCAUUAUUGUUGUCUUGAUCAUACCCAGAAUAAUAGCUUUCUUAUCUCGUUAGAAAGACAUCAAUUGUUCACGAAUAAUAUGAAAACAUUGAAUAAAACUCAGAAAUUCAAUCGUGUUGCUGGAGAAAGGAUGCGACAAAUUUUAAGGUUAUUUAUCAUUCACGUAUCCGCUCGAAAGAAAUAUGAAACUUGUUUUAUUAACCUUGGUUUUUAAAUUUGUCGCUUCCAAUGCUAUUUGCUUGGGGUAAUGUUUAUACCGAAUGGACUAAUUCAUCGGAAAUAAUCAAAAUAUCAAUUUAUUUAUUUCGCAUGUUCGUUCUUGCAAUCCUUCAUUCUGUUCCUCAUGCGUCUCUAUUGAUUUUGUGAUUGUGAAAUCUUCAUCCAAUUCAUAAAAUACGUAGAAUUAUUCAUAUCCAAACAUACUAAGCGCUAAGUUGUCUUUUCUGUUCUGCACAAUUAUAUAUAUACAUCAUUAAAGCACGAAGUUAACACCAAAUCCGUCGCAUACAAUCAAUGUCAUAAAACACGAUUCGUUUGAGAUUUAUUUUGAUUAUUGUGUUAUUGCAGGUUCUUUUUUUAUGCUGCAAUGUAUAUACUAUUGCAUACAUAUACACAACUGGUCGUAUUUGUCUCACCCACCAUUCACAAAUGUCGGUUAUUAUUAUCUGCAUUUUAGUUCUACCAUUGUAUAUAUUGCUAAAUCUUCUUGUGGUAAAACAUACGUCUUUAAUAAAUGAAUACAAAACCAGGUUGGUGUGUAGUUGCUCUUUUAUUCGUUGAAAUUACAAUAAUAAAAAUUCAAAAAAUAAAUUUGAGUUCUUUGUUUAUUAUACAAUUCAAAAGGUCGAAUUGCGUUUUCAUCUUCAGUUUUACUUUUCUCAUAUCCUUCACCUGUGAUGGUAUUUGCUCUUUUGUACCAGCAGUAUAACAUCGAACUGUCUUACAAUGCAUUCGCAGACUUCAAAAUAUGUUGUUAAUGAUAAUCUUUAUCAAUGGUACCCCAUACGUUUAUAUGGUAUUGUAAUUAGGGGCAAGUUCAUUGUUUUCGAUUAUUUUUGUUUCCAUACAAAAGGCAUCUUUCCGUUUUUUUUAACUUACCACGCGCAUCCUGUAAACAGGAUUUGUUCAAUCUGUUAAGUGCAAAGUGCAAAUAUUUCUUCAUAAAACUUUAUCAUGUCAUAAUGUGUAAUUUUGCUAACUUAUGUUUUGCUUAAACAGGUAUAGCAAAAAUAUCAGGUUGGCAAAUCUUUAUUAAUUUCAAACAGAUCAUGAGCCAAUGUUACGAUUGAGUACUUAUAUAUUAUGUCCUUUUAUGUUUAUCUACAAACAAUUGAUUUAUUGAAUCAAUGUAUAUUAAAUGUUCUGUGCAUACUGUGUCAUGUGAUACAACAAUGCCUAAGUGACUGCAGAAACUAUUGACAUAAAUAUACCUAACCUUAGUGUCGUCUUGUAUCUUAACAGUUGAUUUUGUCACAAUUCAAAAGAUGUGUCUUAUGACAAGAAUCAGAUGUAGCAUCUUGCAUUUCACAUUGUAGUUUUCUCCUUAAUUUAUUUCGUAUGUUCAGCGUGUUUCAGUGGUUUUUUUAGAUAUCACACAGAAGCAAGUAAUAAAAGAAUAUAUUGUGUUAAUAUUCUUAUUAAUGUUUCAAUAAAAAAUAUUACUUCAGAUCUCUGGUUGAUUUUGGUAACACGUUUGAAUUGGUUGGAAUAUUGAUUAUGUGCCGUUUUGCAAGCAGCAGUGUUUGGAUUUUAUGCUUAAAAAUGAUUAACAUUAUAUCCUUAGCAUGUAGUACGAAUCUAUGUGAAUAAAUACCAAUCAGCUAUUACUGAAAAAAGAUAAUAAACCACAAAUAUGCGUGUU